This is a messenger RNA of Oncorhynchus gorbuscha (pink salmon), 5367 nucleotides long. Its product is annotated as contactin-4-like. The transcript has 23 exons. NCBI's taxonomy places the organism in Eukaryota, Metazoa, Chordata, Actinopteri, Salmoniformes, Salmonidae. Gene Ontology annotation, molecular function: cell-cell adhesion mediator activity. Gene Ontology annotation, biological process: cell-cell adhesion; brain development. The record is from RefSeq and is a predicted model, not a curated record. The coding region runs from base 414 to 3503 and encodes 1029 amino acids.
CCCCCAGCCCCUCUUGUGCCAGCUCACGCCACUGUAGGGUAAGGUAGAAUGAUUUAUGCGCUAAUGGCAUGGCACUGCUUUCCUAAUCAAUGGGAAUCGUACUAGUUUACAAUACUUUCCGCGUAUUGCUGAAUUGGAGUGUUUUACAGAUCGCGUAGUUAUUUUGUAUUAGAGCCCAGCUGAAAGAAUUGCUCUAUUACAUCUCGACCGCUUAGACUACCCAGAAGGGUCUGUUCCGCUUGGAUGCUCGGUGCAGUGAGUGCCUCACCGAGGACAGCUCGUGUGCCUGCUCUGCUCGGGUUAGAGGAAGGAAAAUGAUGCAUCACAAGUGAAGACCCAGAAAGGUACCGAAAGGAUUCCUCCGUACAUUUGUGAUUGGAUGUGAGUCUACUUUUGACCCCGCAAAACUGAAGAUGACGUUGCUAUGGAAACUGCUGUUGCUGCAGUCACUCAUGGGGUGCCUAGCAGAGAGCAGUGUCCUGCAGAGCCCAGUAUUCACCAAGCAGCCUGGCAGCAUUGUGUUCCCUGUGGACUCCCAGGAGAAGAACAGAGAGGUGGUGUUCAGCUGUGAGGCCCAGGGAAGCCCAUCUCCCCUUUAUCGGUGGAAACUGAAUGGCACCGCAAUCACUCCAAAAUCAGUCUCACACUACAGCCUGUCUGGAGGCAACCUCCGAAUCAGCCAUUUGGACAAAGACCAGGAUGCUGGAACAUAUCAGUGCCUCGCCUUCAACUCUUUUGGGACCAUCGUGAGCCGAGAGGCCAGUCUAACCUUUGCAUACAUGGAAAACUUCAAGACCCAUAGAAGAAGCUCGGUGUCAGUUCGUGAGGGACAGGGGGUGGUGCUGCUGUGUGGUCCCCCAUCUCACUCUGGAGAUCUGACGUUCUCCUGGAUUUUUAAUGAGUACCCCUCAUUUGUGAAGCAGGACACGCGUCGCUUUAUCUCCCAGGAGACUGGAAAUCUAUACAUCGCUAAAGUGGAGCCUUCUGAUGUGGGCAACUACACCUGUGUGGUGACCAACACUGUCACCAAGACCAGGGUCCAAGGCCCGCCCACUCCUCUGGUGCUGCGCAGUGAUGGUAUAAUGGGUGAAUACGAGCCAAAGAUCGAAGUUCAGUUUCCAGAGAUUGUCCAUGUAGCCAAAGGAUCAACAGUGAAAGUGGAGUGUUUUGCAUUAGGAAACCCUGUCCCCUCCAUAAACUGGAGGAGAAUGGACGGAAUCCCCUUUUCUAGGAAGGUGGACAUGAGGAAAGCCAGUGGCGUCCUGGAAAUCCCCUAUUUCCAGCAGGAAGACGCGGGCACAUACGAGUGUGUGGCAGAGAACUCCAGGGGGAAGAACACUGUAAAAGGAAAACUCUCUUUCUACGCCCCUCCACAUCUGAUAGAGAAACCCCAGGAUGUGCAGAAGCCCAUUGACGACUCUCUGGUGUGGGAAUGCAAGGCCACUGGAAAGCCCAAGCCCUCCUAUAGGUGGAUGAAGAACGGAGAGAACCUGGAGUCACUGGAGGAGCGCAUACAGGUUGCCAAUGGGCUGUUGUCAAUCAGCCGACUGACGCUGUCCGAUAUUGGAAUGUAUCAAUGUGUGGCUGGAAACAAGCAUGGGGAGGUCUACUCCAAUGCAGAGCUCAAAGUCAUAGCUGUUGCCCCAGAUUUCUCCCAGAGCCAGCUGAGGAGCCACACAAUGGUGAAGGAGGGAGGAGAUGUGCUGAUGGAAUGCAGGCCCAAAAUGUCCCCCUGGGGUGGGAUCUCCUGGAGGAAGGGCAGUGAGACUCUACAAGAGAGCAACAGAGUUUCCAUUCUGGACAACGGAAACCUCCGGAUACAGAAUGCAACCAAACCAGAUGCAGGUCUUUACACAUGUGUGGCACGAAACCAGUUUGGAGUGGCAAGCAGCUCCGGUACUCUCAUGGUCAAAGAGCCGACCAUUAUAACCACGCCACCGUCCACCCUGGACGUGACUGUAGGAGAGAGCAUCGUGCUGCCGUGUCAGGUGACUCAUGACCCGUCUCUAGAGCUCAAGUUCACCUGGUUCUUCAACGAGCAGCUGAUCCACUUUGGCGACCACGGCGGAUACUUUGAAAAAGUGGGAGGUCAGCAUUCCGCUGGGGACAUCAUGAUUCGGAACAUCCAGCUGAGACACGCAGGGAAGUACACCUGUGCAGUGCAGACCAAGGUGGACAGCAUCUCCAUCGCAGCAGACCUGGUGGUCAGAGGUCCCCCAGGCCCGCCCACCAGCAUCCAUGUAGAAGAAAUCAGUGACACCACAGCCUCUCUCUCCUGGAGGCCCGGGCCUGAUAAUCACAGUCCAGUUACAACAUACACCAUCCAGGCCAGGACACCAUUCUCCCUGGGCUGGCAGGCUGUCACCACAGUUCCUGAGAUGGUGGGGGGCCGCCGCCUGACAGCUACAGUAAUAGACCUGAGCCCCUGGGUGGAAUAUGAGUUCAGAGUCCUGGCAAGCAACGCCAUUGGGACCGGGGAGCCCAGCAAACCAUCCAAACAAGCAAGGACUAAGGAAACAUCUCCGAAGGUCACACCAGCUAAUGUAAGCGGAGGUGGAGGCAGUCGCUCAGAAUUAGUGAUCACUUGGGAGCCUGUUCCCGAGGAGCUGCAGAACGGGGGAGGGUUUGGCUAUGUGGUAGCCUUCAGACCGUACGGCGCCACAGGCUGGAUGCAGGCCGCAGUGCCCUCAUCGGAAGCCUCCAAAUAUGUCUUCAAGAACGAUAGCAUCCAACCCUUCUCCCCCUUCCAAGUGAAGGUUGGAGUGUACAACAACGAGGGGGAAGGCCCUUUCGGACCCGUCAUCACCAUCUACUCUGCAGAGGAAGAGCCUGGCAGAGCGCCCACCAGGAUCCGAGCCAAGAGCCUGUCUGCGUCUGAGAUUGAGGUUUCAUGGAAAGCCCUGCCUUGGAACACCAGCAAGAGAAGAGUCCUAGGCUAUGAGUUGAGGUACUGGGAGAAGAGAGAGAAGGAGGAGGCAGCCAGUGUGCAGAGAACGGUAGGCAACCAGACAUCAGCCAUUAUCCGAGGGGUGAGAGGAAGCAACACGUACUACGUCACAGUGAGAGCAUACAACACGGCCGGGGCAGGGCUUCCUAGUGUUACUGUCAAUGUCACCACCAAGAAACCACCGCCCAGUCAGCCUCCGGCAAAGGUCAUGUGGAACACAUUGAAUUCCAAGAUAAUCCUGAACUGGGAGCAGGUCAAAGCCCUGGAGAACGAGUCAGAGGUCACAGGCUACAAAGUGCUCUACAAGCGUAACCGACAUAGCCGUCCGAGUGUCAUGGAAACCAACACAACAUCGGUGGAGCUUUCCCUGCCUAUGGAUGAGGAGUACUUCAUCCAGAUCAAACCAUUUGGGGAGGGAGGAGAGGGGAGCAGUAGCAGACAGAUCACAAUCCCCAGAAUACCAGGUCCCAAUGCAAUUGGCUCGGCGACCAAGGUCUCUACUUUAUCAGCCCUCAGUACAAUAGCACUGUCUUUCACAGCGCGGACAUCGUUAUGACAAACCGCUAUCAGCGAACAUCUGAGGUGGAGGCAACUUGACAACGGAACAGGAACACCAACCACCCAGUCUGGUGUAACUAGAUCCGUUCAUUUAGAUUUUAGAGGCAGGAGGAUGAGCAGCGUUGGAAAACAAAGUCACUGAGAUGAGAGGGAGAGAAAGGGCCUCGCUUCAGCACCCAGUCCACCGGCGAGAACAGGAAAUCGACCGAUGUCUUGACUCUGUUGUUACCAAAGCAGCUUUCAUUUAAAAAAAAGAAAAAUGUCUUAUAUGCAUCUUUUGUAUGACAUGUCUAGCUUUUAUAGAUUUCUUUUGAAACCAAUUCAUAAUUGGUCUGGGCUUUUUAUAAAAGGCAAGGUUGAGGUGAGUUCAGUGCAUGGUGCGUACCUACAUACAGAUCUGACAGUUUUAGAAUUUGAUACGUUUUCAGUUUGUUGGAAAGAGCGCUUUUGUCGUCUGAGGUGAAUUGCAUUUUUUGGUCAGAGAAAACUACCUGUUACUGUGGUUUCAUGUCAACAAAAACCAUAUUUCAGUCUUCUUAGAAAUGUAUGCAUUUUUACCACAUUACUAGACUGAUAUGUUGAGUAUAUUGCUUUAUAACUAUUUUUUUAUUACUCCAUAAAACAUUGCACUGACACCUGAUGAAAAACGAGACUUGAUAGAAAUAUAGAAACAAACUAUGUUAAAGGAUGAGAGGGACUUUAUUGUCCCUUGCUGGUUUGGAGUCCCAUCUUCCAUAGGUUGCUCUGGCCUUGGCCAUUUAAUUGCGCUGGCUGUCUGUCUCAUCCGCUCAUCAUCCUACUCAUCCUCUCAGUUACAUUAGCCGUGUGUCAACUCUAAAGCUAUUCUAUUCUUUGCCUUGUGUGUGCCUCAUCAUAUCUUCGAAAUCCUCAGGUCCUUAAAGAGCCUUAACUUAUCUAUCAACAACUAUUAUAUACAUAGAUGUAUGUCGUUCUGCAGCUGCUGUAUGAUGUGUAGCUACACUCUGCAUUAAUAGACAGGUUAUUACCAUCCCGUGUAUAAUCCUACAGUCAUUCUUAGGGCCAGGAGUUUUUUUCCUGGUCAGGUUAUGUGGUCGGGAAAAUCUCCUUGUCCUUGUCGUAUAUUAAAGUUAGGGCCAGGGGGUUUUCUGACCACGUGACCUGACCUGGAAAAGCUCUUCAUGAAGGAGAAGUGUGUUUCAACAGUGUCGUGCUGUUCAGCAUGGCUUAAAGGUAAGGUGGAAAGCCUGGGACAUUUUAGUAGGUCCACUGACUGCUCCCAUACUAAAAGAUAAAUGCUGCUGACAAGUUUUCCUUUCCCAUAGUCUUCUGAUGCCAUGUGAUACUGGUACAGUACAGUACAAUACAGUCCCAUACAUAUGUAGCUUGUAAUCCAGUGAAAAAGUAAAAAGUGCAGGUAGUUUGUAGUACUUUCGAGGGGAAGUUUAGGCAGACGAAUGGGUCUGACUCAGAAUCAUGCAUCGAGAAAUGUCUAAUAUACUUUUUUGUACACUUCAGAUCAUUUAUAUCAAAUAAAAACCUUUCUAAAGAGCUGAUUAACCUGGUUUUUAUGUAAUAACACAAAUGUUUCAUACAGUAGCUAAAUGUCGUUCAGCAUGACUGUAUUUGCCCUUUUUUUCUGUCCAUUUGCUAACUGACUGAAUGGCUUGAGACCAUACAAAGAGAUAGCAGGUUUGUGUAUCUAGCCAUACAAGUCAAACCACUUUUAUGUCUGUGCUUCUGUCUCAAACAGGUGUUCUCCUGUAGGCCUACACACUUUGGGAUUUACCGGUACUACCAUCCAUUUACUCCAUGUGAAGUUCUGUUUUUUGCUGUUGUUGGUCGUUUAUACUGUGUUAAUGAAUAAAGUUGAUUGAUUUAUA